Messenger RNA from Dacryopinax primogenitus, 1251 nucleotides. RefSeq lists its product as uncharacterized. The coding region runs from base 1 to 1251 and encodes 416 amino acids. The record is from RefSeq and is a predicted model, not a curated record. The transcript has 2 exons. Lineage: Eukaryota; Fungi; Basidiomycota; Dacrymycetes; Dacrymycetales; Dacrymycetaceae.
AUGCUAUUCUUCCACCGGAAGACCCAGUCCGAAGUCACAGCCAGGCUCGACAAGCUUAAGUCUGGCGAAGACAUUCCAAAAGCAGUAGAUAUCAUCAGCAAGUAUAUCGACUCCAAGCGCCGGCGGGGGAAGAGAGACGCGUAUGUUGUUGGCAAACUCGAACGUUUGGAGACAACGAGAAGCUAUAUGGAGCAUUCCGUUUUGCUCGCCAUCGAGCUUCACUCCCCUCACUGGCAAGCGACGUCCUGCCAAACUGGGGCAAAACCCAACUGCGCUCCACUUCCAGACUGGUGGCACCCGAUGCACUCUCUCCCAGAAUCCGAUUCGCCGGCUUUCGUCGUCGAGUACCCAUCGAAUCCCGAUCCGAAGCCGCUCUUGGCAGACGACACAGCCAAGAGACCAGCUCGUCCUUCACGGCAGGAAUCGCCUCCCGGGGCAUUUUUAGGCACCCCAGCUUCGAUUGGCACGAUCUACAUGAACGGGGGCUCGCUGACCAGUUCUCCAGCUCCCUUAUCCAUUAACUCCGUUCCGCCCGAAAACCCCGGCCCGGCACGUCCUCCUAAUCGACAAUCUAUCCAAGGCUCGACGAUAUCAGAAGGAACGGUGUAUCGCUAUGGCGGAUCGGUCCACUCUUCGUACCCAUCGCCGGAUGUCCCAGCACAGCCGAGCUCUCAAGUAAGGAACGACUCCCAACCGGUGCAAGCACCUGGAAGGAUGCGGACAAAUGGUUAUGCUCUGCCUGUCGAGCCUGGACAAGGCGGCACUUUAGCGUCUGCUACCCUGCCCUUAACGGGUAUCCCCCUGCCCUUAACGGGUAUCCCGCUUCCCUUAACGGGGGUCCCGCUGACCUUAACGGGUAUCCCGCUGCCCUUAUCGGGUAUCCCAGGUGCAAACCCGCGAAGUACUCCACUACAACCACUCCAGGACAUCACUGACGCGCCUUCACCGGACCACAUACCCGAUGAUGCCCCAUCUUCUCCAAUCUUUGUUUCACGAGAACCGGCAUUUCAACAUUCCACCGAGCCGUCGAACAGCGAACGUGUCUCCAGAACCCUUGGUCGACUGACUUCCGUCAACAAUGAGUCACCCGAACAAGAUUUUCCCCCUCCAAUAGCUUCGACUCCCCCGAGUGUGGACUCGGAGCAUAGAAGCGCCUCCCCCAACGGGAGCGAGAAUUACUCGGAUACUAUUCUCGAGAGCGGUGGCUCCCUAAAAGAUGAGGAAGAGGUUCCAGACGUGCGGGAUGUCUAG